CGCUAAAACAACUUGAAAGUGGUUCCAUACAUCUGUUGAGAAUUAAGAUGUCAAGUACGGGUGAUGAUGCAGCUGUGACUCCAGCCGAUAUUGCUCAGCGGCUAUACGAACGCAUGCCCAAUCUGAUUACAAACUCUGACAUGGAUGCCGAGAUGUUUAUGGAAUUGAUGUCCUUGAAAAAGGAUCAAUACAUCCAUGAUACACAGGCAUAUCGAUCACGCGACUGGGAGGGUCCGCACCAGGAUGAAGUGUGGGUUGACUGGGUAGCAAAGGCCAUGAAGGCCUUUUCCGCCAAGCUAACAGCGAAGGAGAAUCAACCACUGUGUGACAAAGAAAUAGAACCUGUAAUAGAGGAAAUUUGCAGUAUAUACGAUGGCGUGAGAAAUUUAGUGAUAAGCGACAAUAUACUGCAGCGAGUGCAGGAUGCGGGUCAAAAGGACAAAAUAUCGCCGGAAGAGGCUGGGAGUUCAUAUCAAAGUGGAGGGGAAGGUGUGUGGUGA
This is a messenger RNA of Sphaeroforma arctica JP610, 500 nucleotides long. RefSeq lists its product as hypothetical. The coding region runs from base 48 to 500 and encodes 150 amino acids. NCBI's taxonomy places the organism in Eukaryota, Ichthyosporea, Ichthyophonida. The transcript has a single exon. The record is from RefSeq and is a predicted model, not a curated record.